Caenorhabditis remanei is the source of this 444-nucleotide messenger RNA. RefSeq lists its product as uncharacterized. The transcript has 2 exons. Bases 1 to 444 code for a protein of 147 amino acids. The record is from RefSeq and is a predicted model, not a curated record. NCBI's taxonomy places the organism in Eukaryota, Metazoa, Nematoda, Chromadorea, Rhabditida, Rhabditidae.
AUGGUCGCAGUGAUGCUCCCAACUUCAAGGAAACCAGUGGAACAGAAGAAGCCAACAAUCAUUGAUCAAAACUGGCCAUGUUUCGUUAUUGCAUUCUCAAUGGCUACAAUCAAACUUCUCUUGUCAUAUACCGGAAUCGAGGACUACAAAGUUCCAGGAUUCAACGACGUCAACGUAUUCUUCCUGAUGGAACUCGGUUCAACUCCUCUUGCCAUUAUUAAUCCACGUGUCUGGUUUGCCAUGUUCAUGUGCUCUCUUGCCUAUAUGUCUGUUGAGACUGGAUAUCCAACUGUUGCUAUUGUAACUAUCGUCUCCAUGUUAUUCAUCGCCUACGCCAUGGAAUAUUCUGAUUACAAAAGAAAACAAGAAAAUCAGAAGACUGCCGUCUAUCAAAUUCUUCCACUUGUCGAUGAGAAGAAACUGAAAGAGCAGGAAAUGAUUUGA